CUAAUAAAAAAAAAGAAAAAAAAAAAGAAGCAAAAUGGCAUUAUUUUCGCAUUGGUGGCGUUGAUAAUGGGAUGUCCAUGGAAGAGGGAUCCCCGAAUUGCAGAAUAAGCUUAAAACACGAAAAGCUGAUUUAGAUUUUACAGACAAAGAAAAGACUUGAAGUAAAAAUGCAAGAAAUUGAUUGAGUUUGCUCUGCUUUUCAUUGGAUCUGUUUUGUGAAUUUUUGUUUCUCGGGAUUUUUGUGAAAAUGGAGGACGCAAGCUCUAUCGACUCAAUUUUGGAGUUUUUGCGGAGAAAUCGUUUCAUGAGAGCCGAAGCUGCGUUGAUUAGUGAGCUUUCCAAUAACAGAAGUUCCAAUGGAAAUCUUCAAAAGCUCAACUUUGAGAACAACGGCGUGAGCAAGCUGUUGGAGAAGAAGCAAGCAAGCAGUAAACGAGCACUGGGCCUUGAAAACAAAAGUCAAGUUUCUUCUGAUGAACUGGUUGUGAAAGAGAUACAGUGUGGAGCUGCUGCCAGUGAGAGAAACCAUAUGACUGAUGUCUCUGUUCAGACACAAAAUGGCUCUUGUGGUAAUGCAGGAGACUUCUGGGAGGAGAGAUUCACGUUUUCUGAAGGUUUAGUAGAUAACGAGCUAGAUUUACCUCCCUGGAACCAUACUUCUGCCGACAUCGUAGCUGACUCUGAGGUAUACAGUAUCGAUCCAAGUGAAAGAGGCUUUUUGAAUCCGCGGAGAUCAAAGCAAUCGAGCCAUGAAAAGGUUCCUGAAACUAGUAGAAGCAAGAAAGUGGUUGUGGAAGACAGCUUCUCUCCUUUCGAGAAGAUACGAACCAGAAGCUCUAGCCAGGUAUCUGAGUAUGAUCAUGGCAAAGCAUGUCGAUCCUUGGGAGUUGAUAAUGAGGUUGACAUACCACUGGAAGGGUUUAUCACCACGUCAUGGCCAAGAAGCGAAGAGACCAUUGGUGUUUCAUCAGACAAUUGGAAGGACUGUUCUGUUACAACUGUUUAUCCGUUGUCCAAAGGAAGCACGUCAGCAAGAGAUAAUGGUGUACCCAAGGUAGACAAAAGGCAAGGAAAGAAAAAGGUUGGCGCGAGUGAUUCCAAGGAAGACGAUGUGGCAACAGAUCUAUAUCUUGGAGACUCAGAGUCUGGCUAUGAACAUAUGAAUCUUCGCAGCUUAGGGUUUUCUCUGGCCCAUGAUUGUCCGAGGGAAGGCUUACCAAGGCUGCCGCAUGUAAAAAUCAAGUCAGAGGAUAAAUCAAUGAACUUUAGUUGGGAAGAAAAACAUGAGCGGGAGAUUUUAGACGAGAAGCUAAUUAACCCUGAGAAUGGUUUCCUCAUAGGCUCUUAUCUAGAUGUUCCUAUGGGUCAAGAAAUCAAUUCAUCAGGUGGCAAAAUAUCUGGUGGAGGAAACUGGUUGUCUGUGAGUCAGGGACUAGCAGAAGAUGCAUCUGACUUGAUCUUUGGCUUUGGCAAUGGACUAGGCGAUCUCAAUGAACAUUCAAAUGAGUAUUGGGACUCUGAUGAAUAUGACGACGAUGAUGAUGUUGGUUACAUUAGGCAACCAAUUGAGGAUGAGGCAUGGUUUUUGGGUCACGAAGUCGACUGUCCUAGCGAAAAUGAAAAGGCCACAGAGCACAGAAGUGUUCCUGAUACGCAGGAUAAAAGUCAAACCAAGAAUGAUGAUGAUCAUUCAUUUGCCGAGGAGGAUUCUUAUUUCUCCGGUGAACAAUAUGUGCUAGCAAAAGGCAUUGAGCCUGUUACCGCUUCAGAUGAUCCGAUGGGUCUCUCAAUGACUGAAACAUACAGCAGGACCAAUGAACCUGACUUGGUUGCUCGAUAUGACGGGGAAUUAAUGGAUGCAGCGGAGCUAAAUUUGCUGCGUACUGAACCUGUGUGGCAGGGACUUGUCACCCAUGAAAAUGAUAUAAUAUUGUUCAGCAAAGGGAAAGCCGAGGAUAACUGUGGUUCGAAGGAUAUCCGCGCAGAAGAGGAUCGAAAUGCUGCAGUUAGGUCGAUUGGUGUAGGAAUAAGCGAUGAUGUUGAUGAAAAUGGGAGCAUGGUAGCUGAUUUUUUUCCUGGAGAAGGUAGUGAAUGGGAUCUGGAGCUCCUUCCUCAUCGCCAAGUUGGAGUUGCUGGUGUCAAGCCUCCACCUGGUAAAGGUGCAAGUAUGCAGCUAAAAAGUUUUGCAAAUAGUGGUUUCUCAUUUCCCUCUCCAGUACCUGAUGGACAGAUCUCCCAUGAAGAUUCUACAAACCCUGAGUUGACAAACCAUUGCAAUGUUGCUGUGAGAAAGGAAAGUUAUGGAACAAAGGGGCUAGUUGAGUACGAUAGUGUGCUUGUUGCUUCGACAAAAAGACCCAGCGGCUCUUCGUCUGAAAGAAAUUUAAGAGAUAGGGAUGGCGAGAAGGUUGCAAGUUCAAGAAGUUCUUCCCCAUCCGAACUCUCACUAAGUUCUUAUAAUGAGAGAGAUCACUGCAAGGAAGAAGAUGAGGAAGAAACCAGUCAUGGGCUGGAAGAAGAUAUUGGGACCUCAUUUGAGGAUGAAGAUGCAAUCGUGGUCCAAGAGCAAGUAAGACAGAUUAAAGCCCAAGAGCAGGAUUUUGAGACCUUCAAUCUGAAGAUCGUUCACAGGAAAAACAGGACUGGUUUUGAGGAGGAUAAGAACUUCCAUGUGGUUCUGAAUUCUGUCAUAGCUGGUCGUUACCAUGUCACUGAGCAUCUAGGAUCAGCAGCUUUUAGCAAAGCAAUACAAGCACAUGACCUCCACACAGGCAUUGAUGUCUGUGUAAAGAUCAUAAAGAACAACAAAGACUUUUUUGACCAGAGCCUUGAUGAGAUAAAACUUCUCAAGUAUGUCAAUCAGCAUGAUCCCGCUGACAAGUACCAUCUCCUUCGACUGUAUGACUACUUCUACUUCCGGGAGCAUCUAUUAAUAGUUUGUGAACUUCUCAAGGCAAAUUUGUAUGAGUUCCAAAAGUUUAAUAGGGAAUCAGGUGGAGAGGUUUAUUUCACAAUGCCAAGAUUGCAGUCAAUUACUAUCCAGUGCUUGGAAGCAUUGCACUUUCUACAUGGUCUCGGCCUUAUACACUGCGACUUAAAACCGGAAAACAUACUUAUCAAAAGCUACAGCAGAUGCGAAAUCAAAGUUAUUGAUCUGGGAAGUAGCUGUUUUGAGACAGAUCAUCUGUGCUCCUAUGUCCAGUCUAGAUCCUACCGUGCUCCAGAAGUCAUUCUUGGGCUUCCAUAUGAUAAAAAGAUAGACAUCUGGUCACUUGGCUGCAUUUUGGCAGAACUGUGUACCGGCAACGUUCUUUUCCAAAAUGAUUCUCCGGCUACUUUGCUUGCAAGGGUCAUCGGUAUAAUCGGAUCCAUUGACCAAGAAAUGCUUGCCAAAGGACCUGAUACAUGCAAGUACUUCACCAAAAAUCAUUUGUUAUACGAGAGGAACCAGGAGAGUAACAAUUUGGAAUACCUGAUACCUAAAAAGUCGUCGCUAAGGCGUAGACUGCCAAUGGGUGACCAAGGCUUCAUAGACUUUGUGGCACACUUGCUCCAAGUUGAUCCAAAGAAACGCCCUUCUGCAUCUGAAGCUCUUAAGCACCCAUGGUUGACUUAUCCCUACGAACCCAUAUCUCCCUGAUUCUGACAAAAGAGGAAGAAUCGGUCUGUGCGAUAAUUUGACAUCUUCAUGAUCAAAGUCCAGAAUGGAUGAGAGCUAGUCAAGGAAGAAGAUGAUGGUUUGUUUGCUUCCCUUUGUUUUUGUUGAAACUCUUGUGAAAGGGAAAUCUUUCAGACCUUGUUGUAUAUUACUUUUUCUGUGUGACUAUUUGCUCAUUUGGUCUUAGCAUUUUGCUUCAUUUUGUAGUUUGUGAAAUAUAUAGUCCCUUCUUCAAGUUUUGAUUUUUUUUUGCCAAAUGCUUUGGGUUACAUGAUUGUAUACGGUGGUAUUUGUAUAAGCAGUGCGUGUGUCUUUGGAAUUUGCCAUUGUUUCUGCAGCUGAUUUAUAUGCUACCACGCUACUAAGGUUUAGCUUGUA
Molecule: messenger RNA, 4036 nt
Organism: Thlaspi arvense
Lineage: Eukaryota; Viridiplantae; Streptophyta; Magnoliopsida; Brassicales; Brassicaceae
Source: the annotation of a GenBank genome assembly